This is a messenger RNA of Galleria mellonella (greater wax moth), 1994 nucleotides long. Its product is annotated as short coiled-coil protein homolog. The coding region runs from base 101 to 508 and encodes 135 amino acids. Gene Ontology annotation, cellular component: trans-Golgi network. The record is from RefSeq and is a predicted model, not a curated record. The transcript is spliced from 2 exons. NCBI's taxonomy places the organism in Eukaryota, Metazoa, Arthropoda, Insecta, Lepidoptera, Pyralidae.
GUCAAUGUCAUCUAGUCACUAUUUUGUAUUAAGUAUUGAUUCUGUUUAUUUGUCCUUGUUCUCAAUUUCCUCUUUAAUUUAAAACAGAGAUUUCACGAAAAUGUCUUCUAUUAUACAAAAGUGCAAUGAUGAUAAUAUACCCUUGGCGGAUGAUGAUCCACAAGUGAUAAUUACUGAUGACGUAGAAAACAACCGCCUAGACCACGGCCGAUCAAUGGACUCAUUGCCUAGUUCUUACACUGGUGGCUCGUCUAGCCCUGGCCUAAAUGGUCCACCUAGUUUCGAACCAGACUCGGGAAUUGAUGAACAAGAGGAAAAGGCUAGAUUAAUAUCACAAGUUUUAGAAUUACAGAAUACUUUGGAUGAUCUCUCACAAAGAGUUGAUUCUGUAAAAGAAGAAAAUUUGAAGCUACGAUCCGAAAAUCAAGUCCUGGGCCAGUAUAUAGAGAAUUUAAUGUCUGCAUCAUCAGUGUUUCAGUCGACCACACCUAAUAUUCAUAAGAAGUAAAAGACAUGGAAGCACAAUACUUAUUUUUUUUUUAUUUUUUUUUUUUAUUUUGAUAUACUUAUCUACUAGUAUUAAAAUAAAAAAGUUUGUAAUAAGAAGGAGGCUUAGCUUUAAAAGCACUACUAUUGCAACACUUAUGGGUACUGCUAUUCAAUAAGCUAGGAAACUGCAGGGAACUCAUCUAGAUCUUGUUAUUGCAUAGUAAUCUGACAGAGAAUUUUUUUAUAGCAAUAUUUAUCUAUAUUUGCCAAUGUGUAUACAACACCAAUAAGAAACAGUUGAAACUAGUUUUUUUUUUAAUUCUCAUAGGAAAUUUCUAAACUGUUUUCUUAGUGGAUGCCUUAUACAGGAGGAGUUUCUAGUAUUUCACUACCUACAACAUGCACUUGUGAUGUUUUAUCUAUGUAUUUGCUUCCCCAUUGACAUACCUAAAUUAUAGCAGUUCUCAAACAUAUAGGUGGAUUCAUUCAGCUGUUUCAAUUGUCUAAGUGAUAAUAUAAAUAGAAUGUAUAUUUAUUAAUAAAAUGUUGCUUAAAAUUAGAUAGAUGCAAAGAGAAAUUUUAUGUAAUGUGAACAUUGAGAAUGCCUUGUACAUGCAUUAUGACUGUAUAUUUAUAAAUUUAUAUUUUAUAAAUAUAGAAUAUAUUGCAAACAGUAUAUAAUGUAAAAAAAAAAAUUAAAUCAUUACCUAACAAUAUAAUAAUUAUAUUAAAAUUUCGAAUAGUAAUAUACAUUCCAACAACAUUUACAACAUCUAAUACUCGUUUUGCUACUUCAGAUACACUAUAAAGUUAAAUUAAAUUAAAAUAGAAUAAGAAUAUAAAACAAAUUGUAAGGAAAAAAUAACAUUAAAAGAAGAAUAAUUGAAUAUGAUACAUCAGUAUAAUUAACAUGCUAACAUUAUUCAAUAAUGUUUGUGUCGCCAUUAUAUUGCUUUUAUCCAAUGAUCUGGUCUUGAUACAGUAUAUUUUCUGUUCCAAUUUGUCUUCACAAAAUUUGUAAUGUUAUGAUAAAUUAUUGUUAAUAUAUAUAUAUACACAGAAUUGUGAUUAGUUACUUUAACACCAAUGUAAUUUUUUUAAAACUAUAAUAAUAUUUCAGCUAUAAUAGUGAAACACAUACUUUUUUUUAUAAAAGAUGCACAGUGAUAUCUCUUGCUUGAAACACUGGACUGGCAAACAUUUCAGCUUUACAGGUGAAUUCAAUUAAAUAACACUACAUUCCAGUGUCUGGACAGUAUUUACAAAGAAUGUCCAAUUAGAUUACCAGCCAGUAAACAAAGGUUUCAGAUUACUAAACCUCCGAUGUACCUACAGUAGCGCCUAUCAGAUGCGUUGUAUGCUUAUUGUGAUGUUUAUUUAAAAUACACUUUUGAUAUAAUGCUCUCAUGAACUUUUGACUGUUAUGUAACCAAAUGUAAUCUCAGGUAUCUCAGAUUUAUUAUAUAUAAGCUUUUAAAUAAUAAUAUAAUUUUUAAGAAUUUUAA